Molecule: messenger RNA, 402 nt
Organism: Penicillium subrubescens
Lineage: Eukaryota; Fungi; Ascomycota; Eurotiomycetes; Eurotiales; Aspergillaceae
Exons: 1
Coding region: 1-402 (133 amino acids)
Source: RefSeq, a predicted model, not a curated record
AUGCACGGCAUCCUGGAUGCGAAGGGCGUUGUGACAAAGCUUAAUGAGUACGAUAUUACACCAAACACAAUGUUCGUCUCAUGGAGCAGCUGGCAUUUCGACCUCUCAUUACUCAGAGAAUGGCUCGAUGCCGAGGGGCAUCAUAACGUGCUUCCCAAUAACAAACGCCUCUGUUUGCUCUCGAAGAAGUUCCGAGGCAACUUGGAACGGACCAUCGGCAAAGACUGCUUUCGCGGCUGUCACUUCCCACUCAUAUUGCCUUUCGUGUUCCCUCUCUUGUUUGGAGAAGAUCACUGUCUGACGGGGCGCAAUCACAAUGCGCUUAUAGACGCCCAACAGCUGGCCCUGAUGGCCAUUAUGUUUGUGGACCUCUGCAAGCCGCCCGAAGAGCGAGUUGUCUAG